Molecule: messenger RNA, 7772 nt
Organism: Megalopta genalis
Lineage: Eukaryota; Metazoa; Arthropoda; Insecta; Hymenoptera; Halictidae
Gene: VGAT
Product: vesicular GABA transporter
Biological process (GO): amino acid transmembrane transport
Cellular component (GO): vacuolar membrane
Molecular function (GO): L-amino acid transmembrane transporter activity
Source: RefSeq, a predicted model, not a curated record
UUUCAAUAAAUAAAAUUUAUAAACAUAUUUUCAAUAUAUACAUUGCAUAAGAGAUCAAAUGCCCAGCUAUACAAAAUCAAUACGCUUAAAUAUUUUAGAUCAUUUGUAUAUACAACUCCAUUGUCAUCAUUCGCGUAACUGUUACGUUAUUACGUUACUUUUAUAAUUCAUUUCACUUUUUAUUAUUCGCGUUACUUUUUAUCGCAAAGAACAAGAAGAAACUAAAAAAUGAAAUGAAAGUUAUACUUCGAGUAAUGUUUAUAAAACCUACCGCCGUAUUAUGUCAAUUAUUGUUAAUUUUAAAGGAUCACCUAGCAACGCAACGUUGAUUUGUAUACGUCAAGGUCGUGUCAAGGUCAUGCUUAUUAUACGUACACGUGUAAAUGUAUUUUCGAUCGUCUGCGCUCCACACAACGAUGCAACAUAUAAAAUAUGCAGUUUCACGGGAGAAAAAAGAUAUCCUUUCAAAAAGGUCAUUAAAAAUCAAAUUUACAGAAAAAUAGUUUCCUCCCUUCGAUUCGUCUCUGCGGAUCAUUUGUACCGAUAUGUUUUGCGUCUGAAAAGCUCGAGGAAACAUUUAAGCCGACCGUAAUUGUGCCAGCUUGUACAUUCCUCCCGUUUUUAUUGUUCGCAAAGCGGAGAAAAAGGAUCGAAUUUGCAUUAAAACUCGAACGAACGUUUCGAUUAUUUGAAAAUGUGGCCAGCUCUGGCGACCGGACCCUUAACUACAGUACUGACGUGCGGAGGGAUGUCUCGUGGACAGCAUCGAUUCAGGCUUGCGCGUACCAGGGAUGCUGGCCAUAUUCCUCCGAUCUCCCAACCCCUGUAACACGCCAACCCCCUUUAGUCUAUGUUGCGAUUAAGUGCUCGCGAUUAGGGACUCGAGGAUCGUGGUAGACCGUAGACGACCAUGCGGUGUCGUAGCCCACGUAGUUAGACGAUUUCUCGACCCUUUAUUUUCAACUAAUUUCCGUUCUCCGGGCCCGCUGCGACCCCUUUUUCAGUUUCUCGCCGUUCAGCCGAACAGAGACGAACGGGUCCGGGUCGUCCGCGCUGGAAGAGCUGUGCCGCCCCGACGUCCGUGUCCUUCAGGAACCGUAGGAACCGUUGCCGCCGCGAACCGGCCGGACGAAUCUCUGGCACGUCGUGUAUCGAGCAACGAAAUAAAAUAAAAGAUGGCCAAUUUCCGGGGAUUCUACAUACCAUCCAUCGGGGCGACCAUCAACGUCGCCUGGGAAACAAUAAAGUCGAAAUGGCCGGAGAACAGCCCCUGCAUGGAGCUGAUCCGCGGUCCUGGCCAGCAGGCUCCGGGACGGGACGGCCAAGGCCAGUUCAAAUCGUUCGACGAGGGUCGCGACAACACGGAAAUGAUGACCAUGAACGGCGACCAGGUCUAUCGGGAACAGAACAACGUGGCCAUGGCCGAGGAUUCGUUUAGCUAUCAGCGGAACGGGGACAAGAUCAGAACAGGAAGCGUGAGCAGCGGCGAGUUCAGCGAAUACGACGAGGGUGGCGGCGAGUUCGGUAGCUCGGGGGUGAAGAUAAACGAGUGGCAGGCUGCUUGGAAUGUCACGAACGCCAUACAGGGUAUGUUCAUCGUGUCGUUGCCGUUCGCCGUGUUGCGGGGCGGUUACUGGGCGAUCGCCGCGAUGGUCGGCAUAGCGCACAUCUGUUGCUACACCGGCAAGAUCCUGGUCGAGUGUUUGUACGAGCUGGACACGGUGACCGGGCAACGGGUUCGUGUCCGGGACUCGUACGUGGCGAUCGCGAAAGAAUGCUUCGGGCCAACGUGGGGCGCCAGGGCGGUGAACAUCGCGCAGAUCAUCGAGCUGCUGAUGACCUGUAUCCUGUACGUGGUGGUCUGCGGGGACCUGAUGAUAGGCACGUUCCCGGAGGGCGCGAUCGACACCAGGAGCUGGAUGAUGCUGAUCGGCAUAUUCCUGCUGCCGCUCGGCUUCCUGAAGUCGUUGCAGCACGUCUCCGUUCUCAGUUUCUGGUGCACGAUGUCCCACCUGUUCAUAAACGCGAUCAUCGUCGGCUACUGCAUCCUCGAGAUCGGGGACUGGGGCUGGUCGAAGGUCAAAUGGACGAUCGACUUCGAGAACUUCCCGAUCUCCCUCGGCGUGAUCGUGUUCAGCUACACCUCGCAGAUCUUCCUGCCGACCUUGGAGGGGAAUCUGAUCGAUCGGUCCAAGUUCGACUGGAUGCUGAACUGGAGCCACAUAGCGGCCGCCGCGUUCAAGUCCCUGUUCGGCUGGAUCUGCUUCCUCACGUUCCAGAACGACACGCAGCAGGUGAUCACCAAUAACCUCCACUCGGCCGGCUUCAAGGGCCUGGUGAACUUCUGCCUGGUCGUGAAGGCCGUGCUAUCUUACCCUCUGCCGUACUACGCGGCCUGCGAGCUCCUCGAGAGAGCGUUCUUCAGGGGCAGACCGAAGACGAUAUUCCCGACGAUAUGGACCGUCGACCGGGAGCUGAAGGUCUGGGGCCUUGCGUGGCGGGUCGGCGUCAUCGUUUUCACCAUCCUCAUGGCGAUCUUCAUCCCGCACUUCAGCAUCCUGAUGGGCUUCAUCGGCUCGUUCACCGGCACGAUGCUCUCGUUCAUCUGGCCGUGCUACUUCCACCUGAAGCUGAAGAGAAACUCCAUGGAGUGGAGCGAGGUCGCGUACGACUGCUUCGUCAUUUUCCUCGGUGUUCUGUUCGGCGUGAUCGGGGUUUACGACUCGGGCUCCGCCCUGAUCAACGCCUUCGAGAUCGGCCUACCCUUCUGAACGGCCAGCCGCCGGUUCAGCUUCGUCGACUUUCGUUUCCCUUUUACAGGAACAAACCGUAAACGUUCUGUUUUAGAAGCUAGAUCAGAUAACACCGUGGAGCCGCAGCUUGCAGCUUGUCGGUCGAUGAGCCACGUGUCUUGUUCAGAUACCCACGCCCGGUCUUCCAGAAUUCUACACACAUACACACCACACACACAGACACACGCACGGUACAAAAAGAUAGAGUCUCGUGUCCAAGAGAAUUUCUCGGGCGCGGUCGAACGGCUUCUCCGUCGCGUCUGUCGUUUUCAUAUUAACUUAGCCGGUGUACGUACAAAAACAAACGUCUCGAUCGCGUCGCGUCUCGUCGAUCGUUUUCACGGGGAGAUCGCCGCGGGCUCGAUCCUCGUUCAAAUCAUGAAAAUUCGCUUCGUUCCGCAUUGAAACAGAGACGGACAAAAAAAUCGCCGAUCGAAUUAGCGGACGGUUAAUCGUCUCGUGAUCACGAUCGAUAAGACCCGCCGCCUCCACCGCAGGAUUUAGCAAACCUCGUGUACAAAACAAGAAAAUACGGCCUCCCAAUUCGUUCGUUGUAGACACUCGAGGAUUCGUUUGAUCGAGGGCUGUACAAACGUUCAGGCGUUUUGAGAUUGUAUAUUUAUAUUCCAACCAGAACUCACACAUAUCUAGCAAAUGAAUCUAUUUAAGUGGAGAAAGAUUGAGAGCACGAGCGAAAGGCAGCGAGAGAACGCGUGAGAACGAGAGAGAAAGUGAGUGAAAAAGAGAGAGAGAGAAUGAGAGAGAACGAUCGUCGUAGAACAACAAUCUACAAGGUGUCCCGAAAAUGUCUUGGGAUCCGCAAACGGGCGAUUCCUGAGGCCGUUUUAAAUAACUCUUUCCUUUACAAACAUUUCCUCCGGGGCUCCGUUUACGAGUUAUCAACGAAAAACAGCGUUUUCGCAGAGGAAAAAGUUCCUUCGAAUGACCUCAGGAUCCCCGAUUUCCGGAUUGCGAGACGUUCUCUGUACACGCGAGAAUCUUCGGACUUCGGAAUUGUCGCGCGUCUUCGUUUUUUCGAAAGUUUUGACAAUGAUCGUCGACAACAGGGGCUUCCUUAGGCAAAAAAAAAACCACCUAGAACUAGCGCGCAAUUUACGUGACAAUAUCUUCGCCUAGCUGUAAGUAUAUCGAUGUCUUCCACGUGUGACGCGUUCGGCAAGUGAGGAAACGAACACGGUGAAUUAUUAUCUACGUACAAGUUGACUACUGUUACGCAAGUUUCGGGAUUUUAUAAUCGCAAACUAGCGAGUCUUGUGAUUUCUGUUUGCGCGUCAUCGACGACGCCGCGCCGGGGAGGCGUUCGGUUUCUCCUUCCAAGGGCGUUUCUCAAGGGGAUGUAACGUCCCUGGCGCCACUUCCGGGUCACGGAUGGCCCGCGAUCGACGAUAUGCUCGCCACCGGAAACCUCGUGGUUUCGAUUCCGAUAAUUUCCGAUCGAAACGUUCGACUGCGAUCUAGAAAAGAAAACGAGGACGAAGGAACCAUUCGAACGACGCUCGAAUUUUUUGUCGAAUAUUCCACGUUGUUCUAAAUGUUACCGUAAAGCAAGACUUCGUCGAAUGCGUCGUCGAGCUGAGUCAGAAACAAAUAUCGCUGACUAUAAUCAACGCGAUUCAGACUCAACGAGAAUCGUUAAAAUUUAAUCGUAGCGACAGAUAUGCGUGCAGUAAAUGAAAUAUUCAAUGUUAUUUGCGUUCGUGGAUAAGAACUACGAAAGAAGCGCGCAGUUUAUGACUCAUCUGGACAAGCAUACCGGUUCUCCGAAGUGUCGCGAGCAAACUUCGCCAGCUGCGGGCCAUUACAACCGCCGAUUACAAUAGAAUUACUCAACGGAGCGUCGAACGUCUCCUCGUCGUCGCAGGGGAACGGAAAUUUGUAAGCGCUGUUCACGAGUUUGCGUAAAAAAAGCGGAGCAACAACGGGUCCCUCCCGAAAGUUCUGACGGCAAAAGGGACGGCGACAAAGUGACCAGGACGAUGGAGAACAAUGGCGGAGGCGACCAAUUUGUAGAGAAAUUAGCCGAUCGUUGAAACGUUCAGAACGACGAGUGAAAUAUUUUUUUAGGAGGAGGAUCCUUUCGGGCAGAUUUAUUUGUAUCUAUGUAUUGUACAUCUAACGUUCUCGAUAUCGCGAGAAAUUCACACCCCGUGUCAGACAGUUCUCGUUACGAAAUAUUUUUGUACGUUCGCACCGAUUGAUUUUCGUACUUUAGAAGCAGCUACUUUUGUCCGACCAGUCGAGAUUUCAGUUUCUCGUAAGUUUUCACACAUCGGUGGCAGGGGCGACCGUUUCAGAAUUCAUUAUUCUCAGAGCUUCCCGGGCAAAUCUCACGCGUUCGGCGUGUUGCCCGCAAAUCCGGGGGGAGAAAAAACGAGAGGCCGAACACGGCGAAGGAGUUAUAUCGGGCUCUGAACAGCGCGAAUGUAACACGUUAUGUACGGGCGAGUACAAUUAGUUAUAUAAUCCAACGUCUUCCGAGGCCUGCACAGGUCAUAUAGAUCACACGUUAGCGUAAGCAAUAUGAAUGUAGCCAAUGCAGUAGUUCGGCGAAGGUGGCGGGAUGCUCUUUUUUUCGCGUUUCGUUCAUGCUAACGCUGUGUUUCGUUAUCGGUCCCCUAUUUAAAACGCCGACGGAAAUGAACAGACAAAUAAGAUGAUCCUGUCGAUGUCAAGGUGAAAAGCCGGGGAGCGAAUCACGCGUUAAUAUCGCUUCCGUUGAUCUGUUUUUAUGCGAGAAAAAAGUAACAAAAGAAGAGGAGACGCGGAUCGACGCUGUCUUCGUACGAAACAGGCGAGAAACGGAUCAAAGAACAUCUCGCAGCCGCAGAAAUGUGUUACUUAAAAGGAGAUACGAUAAUAUUUAUGAAACGAGUCUUCCAAAUGAUGUCUUCCAGAAUGAUAACAAUAAUUACUGUACUACGAUCUAUUGAUCGAAGGAAAUCUUUGUCAAUGAUAUUAAACGUUAUAUUGAGAGUUAUAGGAGUUAAGCGUUAAUUGUUAAGCCAAUGAUCAAAGUUAACGUAUAAGGGAGGAAGAAAAGAAGUCAUCGCUGUUCGUCAUUCGACUAGUUCUAUCAUUUCUCGCGGAAUAUUCUCGCGACCCUGGGCAUCGGUAUGGGCGAUAGCAGGGCGGCCAAACGAAGCGUCGUAUCGCCUUAUCCUCGUCGAAAGAUCGCCGCCGGAAUGUCGCAGAGCCCCUUUGUUUCGGCCGUGGGAAACGAGGUUUCAUACCAACCGUCGACCAAAGAAAUAGAUAACAGUUAAUAUCAGCGAUCAAUGUUGCAUAAUCUUAACGAAGAAUGGAGAUUCGAAAAUAUUCUCCGUAAUUCGCGCUCGGAUCGCGCAGAAAAAUGGACAAUUUUGGAGGGGGAGACGCGAUUAUUAUAUCACCGAUUGUCAACGAUUAGAAAAACGAGAUAAGCAAAAGGCUCGGAUGAUCGUGUCUCCUCUUCCCACAUUGUCGAUUUUUGUGCGCGAUCUGAGCGCGAAUUACGGAGAAAUUGCUGUACUCGUCGAGGAGAUUGGCGGAAUUUUAGGGGUUGAAAUUCUCGUCUCGGCGUCCGAGUCUUUGCUCGGCGAUGUAACGGCGUUCUUUCGUUGACAGGCAAGGUGUUAUCUCUGCUUCGAUACGCAUUCGAUACGCUAACAUCCGUUGGACGAAUUCGAGGAAUGCUCAUACGAUAUACCAUUGUGUCCAUUCUAUCCUCCGGUCUGUUCAGAGGUUCUCUAUCGGUCGUGAAAAAAAAAGAUCAGUACGGUCCUUUCACGGUUUGCCACUUACGCGAAUUAUUUAUCGAAUUAUAAGGAAGAAAUGACGCGCGGAACAAUGCAGAUCCAACGCGACAAUAACAAAAUGUCGUCUCUUCUGGCUUACCUUCGGGAAUAUUUAUUAUUAUUAUUUGUAUUGUUAUUUGUUUCGUGGUUGUUUGCUGCCGAUUCCUCUGGUCAUUGUCGAAACGAUAUUAGACGUGCAAUCUUCAUUGGCAACAAACUAAGGGCAAUACAGUUUGAUCGAUCUUCCGCACAAUUGUUCUUCCUGACCAUCGAAAAAUAUCCGACGACUUCGUAGCGCGUCUUUAAUCACGAAGUGCCAGCUAGAAGAAACGAGACACGUUAUUGUCUAUCCACGAACAUUGGACGUCAUUAGCAUUCGUUGCACAAUGGAUUUUUCAGGUUGCGCGUACGAAAUAUUCUGUUUGCGAAAGCCUAAAAAACGGUGACGAGUUUUACGGCAAAUUAUAUAUUAGUACACGCAUAGCGUUCACGAACUUACGAUACUGGGCGUAGAAAACCGUUUAAACAAAAAAGUUUACCUCCGUUAUGGAACGUGAUAAAAUAUUCCUAAGAAAUCGAAGACGUUUAUCGUUUAAUUUCGUUUAUCAUAAAUAACAAUGUAUGCCUGCGCGAAGAUCCGCUGGUCCAGCGCGACGAAUUGCAAAUUAGAAAGGCUAACAGAUCAUUUCUCGAUACAUCGAUGCCUAUGAUUAACACGAAUUUCUGUUCGUGCUAGUACCUAUGAUUUAGAUGCGAGUCGAUAAAAUGGCAAUAAAUGACUGAGAGCGUACAAUGAUAAAAUUCGGUGGCCAAGCAUAGAAUGUUUAUGCGUAGUAUUUGAAUGUUUUGAUCGAUUCGUAAAUGCGUUCGUGUUCGCGCUAUCGACGGCUUUCCGUUUCUAAAUGCGUUCUCGCGUGAAAAUUGUACAUUCGCAUUAUUCUUGUUUUUGUCAGCAGAAAGUCGCCCGACGUUUUAGCCAAAAACUUAUCGCUUAGAUCGGAUCUCGCUUUCAACAGAACCGCGAUGCUUUCCCGCGGCGGUUGGCGGACAACCUCAUUACUGUUGUAGUUAAAUAUAAAACGUAUAAGCGUUAUAAAACGAUGUAAAAUGGGCUUCCACAUAUACAUAAAUAUAUGUAUAUAAAUAUAUGAAUUAUGAAAGACGAAAAUACAUUACCAAAAUUUUA